GCAAAACCGGUGAUUUCCGAAGGGUAAACUGUGUUGAGAGAGUGGUAUGGUAUAAAAAAAUCAAUUUUCUGUACUGUAGGACUCCUGUAGUUGGACCCUAAAUUUCUAUACAGGAUUAGGGUUUUGGGGAGGAGAAAUGGCAGGUGAAGGAUUGAAUAUCAGAAAAACCAGUACCAGUAUUUGCGAGAACGACGAAGAAAAAGAUGAAAACAAUGGCACAUCAACAACAACGACGACAAGGAUAUUCGUUGGGGGUUUGGGAGCGACCGUGAAAGCUGAAGAUCUUCGCAACACUUUCUCUUCUUUGGGGACCAUUGAUUCAGUGGAGAUAGUUCGCACCAAAGGUCGCAGCUUUGCUUACUUCGACUUCCUUCCUUCUUCCCAGAAAUCUCUUUCCAAGCUUUUCAGCACGUAUAAUGGGUGCAUGUGGAAGGGAGGGAGGCUGCGACUUGAGAAGGCUAAAGAGCAUUUUCUUCUUUGCUUGAAACGGGAGUGGGCAGAAGAUGCUAAACUUGCAAAUAGUUCAUCUAGUAAUGCUGUUGAUGCAACUAGGAACAUGGAUUCUACUGAAAAGCUCAAAAAUGUCAUGAACCUGGAAAAGACGGAGGUUCGGCUUUUCUUUCCCAAAUUAAGAAAGGUGAAAUUGUUGCCUUUCAAUGGAACUGGCAAGCACAAAUACAGUUUCCAACGUGUUGAAGUUCCUCCUCUCCCAAUCCAUUUUUGUGAUUGUGAGGAGCACUCUGAUCCUUAUCACACUGCCAAAGAAAAAGAUUUUUCUGAUCUCGAAACACAAUGUGGCGGAAUAGAUGAUAAAGAGCUUAACAUGAUGAAGUCAGUGAUGAACAAGCUCUUUGGGAAGGAAAAUAUUUCGAAGGCUGCAUGCACCGAGACUGGGUUGGUCAACAAGGGAGACAAUGUGACUAAAUUAGUUGAUGACCAGCGAGUUGAUGAGAAUGAAACAGAUGAUAUGACUGAUGAAGACAACCUUGUAAUGAAUAUGGUGGGAGGGGGAAAGAACAUUACAGCUUUGUUAGGGAGUCGGGAACAGGAAAGAGUCUUGGCAAAUGAGGUGGCAAUAAUCAAUGAACUGCGAACUUCUAAAGAUAGGCCAUCUGGGAAUGUGUUCAAAAGUGAGAGAAGGAAGAUUGUACCUUCGGACAAGAAGAGAAAAUCACCUCUCUCAGCGGAGACCAAUGGAAAUGAAGUAGUGCCUGCUAACCCUGAGAGGAAGAGGAGUGCAAAAAAAGCCAAUUUACACGCAUCUGCUCAAGCCAUAGGCCUAGAAUCAGGUAUUGAGCAAUCGAAUAAAAAUCUUUCAUGGUCACAAAAGUCCAAGUGGAGAGAUCUGUCUGGUGAAAGGGGCAACACUUCAUUCUGCAUCUCAGAUAUUAUGCAAAGCACUGCUUCUACUAAAGAAGAAUCGAAGUCUGACGGUGUUAACGUUCCCAACUUCACCAAGUUCCAAAACCAGAACCUGGUGAAGCAUACAAACUUGGAAUCUCAACCCAGCCGGUCUGAAGAGGCAAAGGAAGUUGCUGUAACCCAACCGAAUAAAUCAAAUACAGCUUCAAAUAAAUAUGCCAGAGGUGCAUCGUGGCUACAACGGUCGUCCUGGACCCAAUUGGUUGGUGCAACAAAUAAUUCAUUCAGCAUUUCCCAACUUUUGCCUGGUAUGACUUUCAAAGAACAAGAGCACUUGAAGCCCAAGAGCAUGAAUGUCACAAAUUCAGCUGGAGGUGAAUCCUCUAGAGGUGCUUCUAAAGCUUCAGGAAUAGGCAACGAGGAAAUCAUUACUGCGAAUAUUUCCAAUACUAUUGCUUUGCCUACUGGUCCGGAUUCUGAGCUGAGUUCUCCACAAAAAAAUCUGCAGGUUUUUGGUGAUCAAGCAGAUGAGAUUACUGCUCCGAAGGAAAAUCGUGCAGCGCCAGUGCAACAAUCCGUUAGGAACUUUACAAUUGGUGAAACUUGCACUUUCAUGAGGAGUGAUGCUUCCAUGAGAGAGUGGAUGAAUGCCAAAACAGCUUUAAGUGGGCAACUCAAGAAAAAAAAUAAUGAGAAGUAACUGCCCUACGUGUUUCUAGAAAAUUUUGAAAGGUGAGGAGGUGAUGUAGUUGAAUCCCAAGUAGUUUGUAUCGAGACUUCAUUAAUUGUUGAAGUGAAUUUGAGAAUGAGUUUGGCUUCAUGUCUGUAUAUGAUAACAUUGUCAUGAUCGAGUUUUUCUUUCUUGCUUGUUCUUCAGGACCAGUUAACAACAUUUCUUGAUUCACUAGAUUUUACACUCCCACUUGUUUUGUGCAUUUUCUGACAUUUGGUACAACAAUCUGAUUUCUA
Messenger RNA from Camellia sinensis, 2331 nucleotides. RefSeq names its product RNA-binding (RRM/RBD/RNP motifs) family protein (gene ROS3). Gene Ontology annotation, cellular component: nucleus. NCBI's taxonomy places the organism in Eukaryota, Viridiplantae, Streptophyta, Magnoliopsida, Ericales, Theaceae. Gene Ontology annotation, molecular function: RNA binding. The record is from RefSeq and is a predicted model, not a curated record.